AACCAAGAAGGAUGGAAGCCCAAGCAUGACAUUUGAAGCUGCAGAGCCAGAAACCAAGAAGGAUGGAAGCCCAAGCAUGACAUUUGAAGCUGCAGAACCAGAAACCAAGAAGGAUGGAAGCCCAAGCAUGACAUUUGAAGCUGCAGAACCAGAAACCAAGAAGGAUGGAAUCCCAAACAUGACAUUUGAAGCUCCUCUACAGCCAGCCAAUGCAUCCAUAUAUCUUUCACAAUCAGGUCUUUCCGAUUUUGAUGAGAGUUUGGAUUUAAGACCUCAGUGCUUGGCAACUUCUACACCAAUGGUGGGCAUUAAACUGUUCCCCUCUGAGACAAAGAGAGAGGCAGGCCACAUCCCAACAGCGCAGAAAAAACUUUAUGGGAAAACACCUAUAGAGCUGUCAAACACCAUCAAACCGUCAAACAUCAUUGGUGAUCGUAAAACAUUCUUCAAGCAGCCCACAGCUAAAAUCCCCUACCCUGCCUCCAAAAUUGCCUCAGAGUUGUUGAAACGUAAUCCACCAGCGGCGGCAACAGGCCUGCUGGUGAAACGACAGAGACCCGAUGGGGAGGCUGCGAAAAGUUCUGCUGCUCCAAAGGAACAGGAGAAAAACUCAAGUUCGUACAACCUGCGAUCUUUAGCCUCCAAGCUGCUGCCCCCCUCUGGCUUGCAGAGACCUCAGGUGAGCGGCAUUCCCGUUGGCUUGCCAAGGGCUACACUGAGUCUGAGAGCAGCUCCCUGCUCCAGCACAGAGAAACCAAGUGGACCUGCAGCUGCCAACUCUGUCACGAAGAUGGCACCAGGAAAGAGGCAUCCUUUGGCUAAAGGAGACGCUUUGCCUGUGUCAAAGAGGAAGAAAACGGAUGCCAGCACAACUGAAGCUCCCGCAUCCGUCGGCGCCGCCACCAGCGGGGUAAAACCAGGGAAACAGCCAACAGCCAGCCACAGAUCUGCCCCUGAUGAAUCCUCCAGAACUGAUGCUGCAGCUGCUAAAACAGCAGCAUCAUAUGAUAUCAGCAGGGGGAAGGGCUUAAAACUGCCGGCUGCCAAUCCCAGAGCUAACCAUGUUAAACCGCAAAGCCAGGGUUGUGCCAAAUGUGAACAUCUGUUGCAAGAAGUAGAAAGGUUAAAGGAAGUGCUUCGCAAGCAUAAAAUACCACUGAACGGCUGAAGAUUUCCAUAGUUUUAAAAAAAUAAUUAAAGUUCUUAAACUUUCUGUUGCUUUUGAUUAAAUGUGGAUUUAUAAAAUAAACGAAUAUAUUUCUAUGAUUAACUGAAA
Messenger RNA from Poecilia latipinna (sailfin molly), 1276 nucleotides. RefSeq lists its product as uncharacterized. The record is from RefSeq and is a predicted model, not a curated record. Lineage: Eukaryota; Metazoa; Chordata; Actinopteri; Cyprinodontiformes; Poeciliidae. The transcript has 8 exons. The coding region runs from base 26 to 1168 and encodes 380 amino acids.